Carlito syrichta (Philippine tarsier) is the source of this 1382-nucleotide messenger RNA. RefSeq names its product CGRP receptor component (gene CRCP). Lineage: Eukaryota; Metazoa; Chordata; Mammalia; Primates; Tarsiidae. The record is from RefSeq and is a predicted model, not a curated record. Gene Ontology annotation, cellular component: RNA polymerase III complex. Gene Ontology annotation, biological process: transcription initiation at RNA polymerase III promoter. The transcript is spliced from 6 exons. The coding region runs from base 60 to 506 and encodes 148 amino acids. Gene Ontology annotation, molecular function: nucleotide binding.
GGACCGCGCCGCGGGAGCCCGCUUCUCCGCCGCCGUCAGGGACGAGAGGCGGGGGCGACAUGGAAGUGAAGGAUGCCAAUUCUGCGCUGCUCAGUAACUAUGAGGUGUUCCAGUUACUAACUGAUCUGAAAGAGCAGCGUAAAGAAAGUGGAAAGAAUAAGCACAGUUCUGGGCAACAGAACUUGAAUACUAUCACCUAUGAAACAUUAAAAUACAUAUCCAAAACACCAUGCAGGCACCAAAAUCCUGAGAUUGUCAGAGAAUUUCUCACAGCAUUGAAAAGCCACAAGUUGACCAAAGCUGAAAAGCUUCAGCUGCUGAAUCACAGGCCUAUGACUGCUGUUGAGAUCCAGCUGAUGGUGGAAGAGAGUGAAGAGCGGCUCACCGAGGAGCAGAUUGAAGCGCUUCUCCACACCGUCACGAGCAUUCUGCCUGCAGGGCCAGAGGCUGAGCAGAAAAACAAUACCAGCAACAACAUGGCAGUGGAUGAGGAGGACCCAGCAUAGAAGAGCGCAGCUGGCCCGGGCAUUUCAUGAAGUAAAAGGCCCUGCAGCCGUUUCCUGGACUUUCAGAGGAUUGUUGAUCUGAUUUUACUCUCUAUCCCAACAGGCCUGCAAAAAUUAGCCUUUCUCAAAAAUAAGCUGAAAAUAAAUAUUUGUGCCUCGGGAAAAAGAAACAUGGUGAAGACAGGCUGGGUUUGUCAGGCCGAGCGCUAAAGAGAGGGGACAAUGACUGUGGACCCCUCUGCGGGAGAAAUGUUUCGUCUGUGGCCUUUGCCAGAGUGGUGGUGGGGGGGUCUCUGUGCACAGCGGGUAAAAUACUUGUGUUGCCUUUGAUGGGCUGUGUCCUAAUUAGUUUCAUCUGCUUCCUUAGGAACUUCCCGAGCAGGGGGAUGAGAACUGUAUUAUGAGAAUCUAGUUAGAUGGCUGAAAACUCCCAGAGCAGCGGAGAGGUGCUCUCUGUUGAAAUGAGCCACCAAUCUUGGCUCACCUUAGAGGAAUUUCCUUGAGAACAACAGAGAUAAGAAAUGAAUGGGCCUGGCCAACCCUUCAUAUGCUCGAAAGGCCCCUUUUCCUCUGCUGGCAUAGGCUUUGUUUACUGGCUCACUAUUUAGCCCUAAAUGUUAGGGACCAGCUCGUUCCAGUUGAAAAGAGGUUGAAUGACAGUGACAGCAGAAAUAGUGUUGGCUACUUUUCUGAUCGCCUCAAUUUCCUGCCUUGAAACAGCAGCCCAGGGCAGGCACUGCCUGUUGAGAUCAGGUGAUCCCGAAUUUGCACAAUGGGCAAGUUAUGUGCACCUUUAAAAAGGGCAUAGUUAUAUAGCUCUUUUCUUUUUUUUUUGGUUUGGAACCUCACUCUGUCACCCAGACUGGAGUGCAGUGG